Molecule: messenger RNA, 1454 nt
Organism: Arabidopsis thaliana (thale cress)
Lineage: Eukaryota; Viridiplantae; Streptophyta; Magnoliopsida; Brassicales; Brassicaceae
Gene: SIG4
Product: sigma factor 4
Exons: 4
Coding region: 158-1417 (419 amino acids)
Biological process (GO): regulation of DNA-templated transcription; DNA-templated transcription initiation; regulation of DNA-templated transcription initiation
Cellular component (GO): chloroplast
Molecular function (GO): sigma factor activity; DNA-binding transcription factor activity
Source: RefSeq, marked reviewed
GCGGAUAACUGAUAUGACACAGAGAGAGGCUCUAUGAUAUAAGUAAGUAACACAAGAGAGAAUUAUCUUCUUCUUCCAUUUUUAUUGGACCAAAAAGAAGAUAGAUAACAAAAAUAGAAAAAUCUAAGGUGUGGGAAGCUCUGCAGCUCAUCCAUCCAUGGCGACGACGAUUCCCACUACAGCUACCGCAACUAUGUGUCCGUCUCCUCCUGUCCCUACAAUCUCUCCCUUACUCAGAACGACUCACCAAUGUCAACCAUCUCCUUCUUUAUCAUCCCCAUUUUCUAUAAAGCUUAGUACGGCUCUGGUUUGCGGUGACACUACAGUGGAUAGAGUGGUUGAUAGCUCCGUGAUGAUCAAACCUGAGAAAUGGGGAAUUCAGUCAGAAAAGAGAAGGAAGAGGAGAAGAAGAAGAAGAGUAGGUUACGAACGUUUGGAGCCUGAAGAAGAGGAAAAUGCUGGCGUAGAAGCAGAAGCAGAGACAAUUAGUGUUCCUGUUGUUGGAGCUUCACGAUCUGGGUUUUUGAGUCGUUUAGAGGAGGUUCAGCUUUGCUUGUACCUCAAGGAAGGAGCAAAACUUGAAAAUUUGGGAACAAGUGUUGAAGAGAAUGAAAUGGUAUCAGUUUUGUUAGCCAGUGGCAGAGGGAAGAAGAAGCGUAGUGCAAAUGAAAUACUAUGCCGUAGAAAAGAAGCGAGAGAAAAGAUUACUCGUUGUUACCGUAGGUUGGUUGUUUCUAUUGCAACAGGGUACCAAGGCAAAGGUUUGAAUUUGCAAGACCUUAUUCAGGAAGGAAGCAUAGGGCUGCUUCGUGGAGCUGAGAGAUUUGAUCCCGACCGAGGAUACAAACUAUCAACUUAUGUCUACUGGUGGAUCAAACAGGCCAUCUUAAGGGCUAUAGCGCAUAAAUCUAGACUUGUCAAAUUGCCGGGAAGCAUGUGGGAGUUAACGGCAAAAGUUGCAGAAGCUAGUAAUGUGUUGACCAGAAAACUAAGAAGGCAACCAAGCUGUGAAGAGAUUGCAGAGCACCUAAACCUCAAUGUAUCCGCGGUUAGACUAGCUGUGGAGCGUAGCAGAUCCCCUGUUUCGUUGGACCGAGUCGCGUCUCAAAAUGGCCGCAUGACAUUGCAGGAAAUUGUACGGGGACCAGAUGAAACAAGGCCAGAGGAGAUGGUGAAAAGGGAACACAUGAAGCAUGAGAUUGAGCAACUCUUAGGAAGUCUUACCGCUAGAGAAUCUCGUGUAUUGGGACUUUACUUUGGGCUCAACGGAGAGACUCCUAUGUCGUUUGAAGAGAUAGGUAAGUCGCUGAAGCUUUCGAGAGAGAGGGUGAGACAAAUCAAUGGCAUUGCUUUGAAGAAGCUACGGAAUGUACAUAAUGUGAAUGAUUUGAAAAUAUACUAUUCCUCUAGUGAAUAAAAAGCAAAUAAAUUGGUUCUUCAUAAUCAUUAAUAGC